AGCAAAGCGCACCACGCCUGCUCUCAUGUCCGUCCUCUUCUUGUUCUAAUUUCUACCCCGCUUUCUUCCUCAUUGUACCCUCCUUCUCUAUGGCUUCCAUCGCCUUUCUGUCACCAAAGAAGCAAUCACCAAGUAUUCUUUAUCGGUCAAAACCCUGCGUUUUUCCUUGUUGGAUCUGCCACCUUGCUUCAUCAGGAGGUGCGAACAAAAUUUGCCUAUAAUUCUCGACAGGACAGCCGCGCGAGUAGUCCCCAGUCCAUCGCAUUUCAAGAUGUAGCCUCGCCCACCAUGUCCGGUCUCGAAGCCCUAGGCCUGGUCUGCAACAUUUUCGCCGUCGUCGACUUCUCCAUCAAAACAGUCAAGUUUUGCAAGGCCGUCUACGAGGGAGCAGCUCUCGACGCGGAUCGUCUCUCAGCUGUCUGCGACUCACUGGAAACCUCCACGCAAGACCUUCGUCAGAGCUACUAUGCUGUAACAGAGGCCCGGACCAAGGCUGAGCAGGAUAUUCUCGACUUGUCGCAAAAAUGUCAGGUCGCCGCCCGCGAUCUUCAGGAGGAGGUCAAAUUCCUCGUCGAUGGCAAAGCAAAAGGCAGCUUGGUCAAUACCGUUGUCGUUGCGAUACGAAAGGGAUGGCGGAAAAUACGCAUCCAGAGGCGGGAAAAGUCACUAGAGGAAUUCAAGGCACUGCUGGAGACCCGGCUGCUGUUUCAAAUAUUCUCCAAGACCCAGGCCAUAGCGCUCGCGAAGCAGCACGAAUUUGCAACACUCGACCAGCAACUACAGCACUUCGUCACACAGUACGCUGACGGACAUACCAGACUUGGCGAUCUUGUCAAGGCCGGGACACAGACGGUGACAGCAGCCACCCAGGCCGAAGGGAAGCGGCUCGAGAAGGAGCUGAAGGAGCACACAACAGCCGAGGUCAAUGCCGGUGUCGCCAUGAACUCUGAACGCAUGCACCAGAUCCAUCUUGAUGCAGAGAAAGCUGCCCGUCUGCAGAAGCUUCUGGGAAGUUUCAAAUUCCCGGCUCUCAACGAGCGGCGCAGCCAUGUGUCCCUGUCUCUCGAAGGCACCUUUAACUGGAUCUUAGACGACGACACGGAAGAUGUACAGCCCUGGGACAACUUUCUCGAUUGGCUCAAAUCUGAAAGCAAGAAAUACUGGAUCCAAGGCAAACCGGGCGCUGGGAAAAGCACCCUGGUCAAAUUUCUCCUCCACGAUGCGCGCACACAACAAGCAGUCGACAUAUGGCGACCAAACACCCUGAUGAUAUCCCACUUCUUUUGGAAACCAGGCUCCAUACUGCAAAGAAACAUCAAAGGGCUUCUCUGUUCGCUCAUGCAUCAGCUGGGCUCUGCCAGCAAUGCGGUCCUCCAGUCCCUAUUCGACGGGGACACAGCCUCGUCCCUGCAGAGCAAGGACUCGGCCGACGACUGGUCCGUGGAAGACCUCAAAUCUACCCUGCAUGAGACGCUGUCGCUGCUUCAGCGCCCGGUGUGCAUCUUCAUUGACGGCCUCGAUGAGGUUUGCUCCGAGGAUGGCUCCUGGCGUCUAAUGAAGGUCAUCGACGGCUUGGCAGCAUUCCCACAGGUCAAAAUCUGCUUAGCAAGCCGACCGGAAUCGAGAUUCAAGACACAUCUGGACCAGCAACCACAGCUCAGGGUUCAGGACUUAACAUGGAACGACAUGGUGCGCUACGUGGACGACAAGCUCUCGCCGUUCGUCGAAUUGGGAACUAUACCUGAUUCCCGCUCGUGGGAAACCGGCCACCUACGCUGGCGACUGGUAGAAAAGGCCGAGGGUGUUUUCCUCUGGCUUCACCUAGCAACCAAUAGCAUUAUCAGGGGCCUGGAAAAUGGCCAGACACUAGACGAAGUAUCCAUUCGCCUCAAAGAUCUGUCUCCGAACUUGGCCGAUCUCUAUUCGGACCUCUGGAAACGACUCAACGAUGAUACUCCCUCCCACCGCCAGGAAGGCGCACACUAUCUCAACAUCAUACUAGAGAACGGUCUUUUGGAGCCGAGUUUCAGACGGUAUGCUGGUUCAAUUCUAGCCUUGGGGGAGGUUGCAAUUGCGGCAUAUCCAAGGAGUCACAGUCUUUGGAGCAAUCUACGACAUGCAAUCUGUAGUUCAUCAGAACAUAUCCCUCCAGAUUUGGAAUCUGAGACCCUGCAGAGUUGCCACCAGACUCAAAAGCAUAUCCUUCUUCGCUGUGCCGGACUGGCCGAGGUCGUUGAUUACUAUAUAGACGAUGACUUCGCAAACGGAAUAGCCUUCCGCCGACAGGUCAAGUUUAUACACCGGACAGCCUGGGACUUUUUGACCGACACGGAGGAGGGCUGGCAUAUCCGGAGUUACGACAUGUCAUCCCCGGAAUCUCGGCACAUCAAUUAUUUGUUUGCCUCCCUCGCUUCCAGAUAUCUCCAGCCGCGCAUUGGUUACCCAUACCACUUUGUGAGCGAACCUCACAUCCAGGAAAUCAUUUCACAGCUGGGAAAGCUCACCGACCAGGCCGACCCUGAAAUAUCCUCUCUUCUCCAAUUUUGUUGGACGCUUUACGACAAAUCCAAGGCCUGUUCUUCCCCAUCUAUGGAAUUCGGGAGAGCAGGUUGGGCAGGGUGGCGACUGCAUUUUCUUGCCCUCGCGGCGCGAUGGCCAUGUUGCCGCGAUUUUGUGCUUUGUUCUACCGUGAACAGCCCGGACCCGAAAACAACAGCCACACUUGUCCUCCAGGGCUUAGUUACACAUCCCACAACGUCAAAGGCGGAACACCAGGAUUGUAUGGACUUCUUCAUCCCUAAGUUACUCGGACUUGGAGCAGACGUGAGAUUGAAGGGUACCUUCUACUCGAAGGCAUACAGAGCUUUCGCCACACGAAGUGAUUUUUCUACAACAGCUUUUUACAUGUCGUCCUUCGCUUCCUUUCUGCAAAGGGCAGUUCAUGAUGGCUGCAGCAGAUGGGCGCUCAAUCACAUUAUGGCUUUCCACAAACAUGGAGCCAACUUGGAAGAGCGGCUGGUAGUCUCUCUGAGUCUGCCAAGCAAAUAUAGCUUCGGCGGUUAUAUGCUAUUGGAGGCCAACGCCUCCUUCAUAGCCCUGUAUCUUCUCCAGGUCACAGAAGCCGAGAAGGGAGACUCUAUUUCGCCUGGAAGACGGGACGAAAUCGAGCAUCUCUUGACGAACCCAUUCGGGCGGAUCAGGUAUUUCAGCAUGAUGAGAGAGUGUUAUCGCCCUCGCGCGCAAGCCAUCAGCGAUUGGGAUAUCAGCAAGCGGGACAUCAGUCGAGAAUGUCAGCACCUUGAUCCUCGGAAGUUAGACUUGAAGUGGUGGGCGUCUAUUAUGCCCGGCCCAUUUGCAAACGAUGGGGCUCUCGAGCUGGUGGAAGGCAACGUGCACGAUGAGCUGGCCAGGGAAGGCACCUGCGGCGUCAGCUUUUUGCGCCCUGUGCGUAGCGAGCGUGGACGGUUGAUCGGGGUGGAGCCAUCGCUAAUACAACCCUCGUGGGAAGACUGGGAGGACAGAGAUCGGAUGUGCCGGGAAGCCAAGGAAUACGAGGCAAGAGAACGGAUGCGCCAGGAAGCCGAGGAAUACGGGGAAAGACUGCGACUGAAAUUUGGGCUGACUGCCUGAUGGCUGAGAGUCAUGGAGGGUUGUUGCUCUUUUCCCGAGGGUUUUGCAUCUCGACCAUGAGGCUGAGCAGCAUGGUGGUGAAUGAUCAGAAAAUCAAGGUGUGGAGAGCAGAGAUAGGAUGGAUCUAUUCUUUAUUAUUCCUACCACUCCUGUUGAUCACCCGGUAGCGCCAACGCUGCCUUCUUCAUCGUCCCUUGUGAAUCGCAUUCUUAUUUACUUCGCUGAGCUAUUCUGAACAAAUGAUGUAACACCAAUUUUGGCAACUGAACGGGGAAUGGAAGAGCGUUGCAUGGCAGGCAACUAAAUGGGUGCUAAACAUGGGAGGGUUUCCUGGAUUGCAC
Molecule: messenger RNA, 3971 nt
Organism: Gaeumannomyces tritici R3-111a-1
Lineage: Eukaryota; Fungi; Ascomycota; Sordariomycetes; Magnaporthales; Magnaporthaceae
Exons: 2
Coding region: 289-3630 (1113 amino acids)
Source: RefSeq, a predicted model, not a curated record